Molecule: messenger RNA, 1830 nt
Organism: Drosophila rhopaloa
Lineage: Eukaryota; Metazoa; Arthropoda; Insecta; Diptera; Drosophilidae
Gene: Ir75b
Product: ionotropic receptor 75a
Exons: 6
Coding region: 1-1830 (609 amino acids)
Cellular component (GO): membrane
Molecular function (GO): ligand-gated monoatomic ion channel activity
Source: RefSeq, a predicted model, not a curated record
AUGCUGCAAUUGCACAAUUUUAUUCUAUACAACUUUAUUCACAUGGCCAAAUUGAGUCACGUCUUCAUAUUGCACUGCUGGUCAAUGGACUCACUUGCACACUUAGCGACGUUGGCACAGUCUAAAAAUGUUUUCACUCAAUUUCAACCACUAGACUCGUCACUUCAUUUAAAUGAUAACUUUCUUAAUCACAAUAUUCUAAAGUUGGGCGUGUUCUUGGAUAUCAAUUGCAAUCAAAGCGAUGUUGUUUUGAAAAUGGCCAGUGCUAAGAGACUUUAUAGUCAUCGCUAUCAUUGGCUCAUCUACGAUACAUCAAUGGAUUUUUCCCAAAUAGAAACUCAUUUCAAGGAGGCCCAGCUCUUUGUUGAUACUGAUCUGACCUAUGUCACGCAUGAUCCUAACACAGAAAACUUCAUACUCUACGAUUUGCACAACAAGGGAAGGCAACUAGGUGCAACAUUAAAUAUAACAGCCGAUCGGGAAAUUAACUGCAAUGAACGAGAGUGUCGAGUUAAGCGAUAUCUGAGUGAUCUUCACACAAGGAAUCUCCUGCAGCACAGAAAGUCCUUUACGGGAUUAACCAUGAGGGCCACUGCUGUAGUGACCGCUUUACCACUGAACAGCUCUAUAGAGAAGAUCUUUGAGUUUAUGGAGGCCAAGGAUCGACUUUACCUGGACACAUACGGCAGAUUGGGUUAUCAAGCCCGACAACCCCUGAGGGAUAUGUUGGACUGCAAGUUUAAGUACAUAUUUAGAGAUCGCUGGUCGGAUGGCAAUGCAACAGGCGGCAUGAUCGGCGAUCUCAUCCUGGAUGUGGCUGAUUUAGCAAUAGCUCCUUUCAUCUACUCGUUUGAUCGUGGCAUAUUUCUGCAACCCCUCACAAAGUUCAGUGUUUUCCGGGAGAUGUGCAUGUUUCGGAAUCCCAGAUCCGUGUCCGCUGGCCUGAGUGCCACCGAGUUUUUGCAACCCUUCAGCGGGGGAGUUUGGCUGACAUUCGCGCUUCUACUUCUGCUGGCUGGCUUUCUCCUUUGGAUCACCUUUAUUUUGGAGCGUCGGAAGGAGUGGAUGCCGUCGCUACUAACCAGUUGCCUCCUUUCCUUCGGAGCUGGCUGCAUUCAGGGGGCCUGGUUCACACCGCGAUCGAUGGGCGGUCGAAUGGCCUUCUUUGCCCUGAUGCUGACCUCCUUCCUGAUGUACAACUACUACACGUCCAUUGUGGUGUCCAAGUUGUUGGGUCAGCCAUCCAAGUCGAGCAUCCGGACUCUGCAGCAACUGGCGGACAGCAGCCUGGAGGUGGGCAUAGAGCCAACUGUCUACACCCGCACCUAUGUGGAGACCUCCGAGGAGCCGGAUGUGCGCAGUCUGUACCGGAACAAGGUGCUGGGCGGCAAACGUUCGCCAGAUCGCAUUUGGAUUCCCACCGAAGCUGGGGUCAAGUUGGUGCGGGAUCAGGAGGGCUUCGUCUACAUAUGCGGAGUGGCUACGAGCUACGAGUUUGUCAGGAAGUACUUCCUGCCCCACCAGAUCUGCGAGCUCAACGAGAUUCCAUUGCGCGACGCCUCCCAUACUCAUUCGGUUGUGGCAAAGAAGUCCCCAUAUGCGGAGCUAUUCAAACUAAAUGAGUUACGGAUGUCGGAGACAGGGAUUCACUUCAAGCACGAGCGGUAUUGGAUGCAGACCAAGCUCCACUGCUACCAGCACAAUCACACGGUAGCAGUGGGUCUGGAGUACGCUGCUCCCCUGUUCAUCCUUCUACUAGGAGCGAUCAUUCUCUGUGUGGGCGUGCUGGGAUUGGAGGUCAUUUGGCACCGCCAUUCCACGCUACAUUAA